This is a messenger RNA of Symbiodinium natans, 2499 nucleotides long. The record is from the annotation of a GenBank genome assembly. NCBI's taxonomy places the organism in Eukaryota, Dinophyceae, Suessiales, Symbiodiniaceae.
AUGAGGGGGACAUGGACAAGUGAUCCGGGGCUGGGAAGCUCAUCCUGGAGUGACACUGGGCGCUCCGACGGCCCCCUGCGGGUAACGCACGUGAGGGUCCGGGCCUUGGUGUUCGGCAAGAUCGUGGGAGGGCGCCGGGGGUCCGGGCUCUGGGGCACGUGGGCUUUGGCCAAUGGCACACCAGCCAUGCAUCUCCACACGUACAUACCCCGCGUACUUGCAGUGGAAACAGCUUCGUCCGAAAGCACAGUUACCAUGGUGCCAUCAGUCGAAGGCAAGACCACGGUGCAGCGCAUCGAGCUGACGUACAGCGAUGGCUCCCUGCAGCUCUGCCGUUUCAGAAUCGGGUGUUUCUCGGGUCAGUGGGCUAUGGGCCCGCCCCUGGCCGGCGCCAAAAAGCAGGUGAAGAACAAAAGGAAGAUCGACGAUGGCGUGAAGAUCAUGGCCCCUUGGGCUGUGAGUGCAUUGAAGAAGCCUCCGUUGCGACAAGCUGCCCUUGUGCUUGGUGCAGUAGGGGCUCCGGCGCCGCAAGUCCUGCAAGCAGAUUCUGGCGGCUGUGGACACGAAGUCACUUGUGAUAACUUUGCCAGUGCAAGCUGCUUGGCCUCGUCCAUCUUCGCAGACUCCCUUCCUGAGGUCUUAAGUGAUGACGAGACCUGGCAGAGCGAAGAGUUCAUCACCGUUGCUUGGCUGACUUUUGCCACUGUGAAACUGCAGCUCGUGCUCCCUACUUGUGACUGUCAAACUGCUAUGGUGAAUGAGCUCUGCAACAGAGGGGAGGUGGAAGGCCAUGACUUUGGGCAGAAGGGUGAAGUGAAGCAUGAGCCCUUGCUCCAGUGGUGGUGGGUUGGCGCAGCGCUGGAGCUUCGAACCAACAAAGGUCGCUCACUUCAGGCCUGUGGCACCUGGUCCUCGGGCUUCGAGGAGAACACGGAGGUGUUCACAGCUUCACCCGGCUGCGCCGUUCUUGGUCUACGCCUGCACAACGGGCGAUGCCAUGGAAUCAUCGAGGGCCCUGCUCCCGAGGUCGACGAACUCGAGCUGAAGCUUUGGGCCGUGUACUGGUUGGCGGAGGGCAGCGCCGAUGACGACAUCCAAAGCCGAAACUUCGUAGGGCGGGAGUCCGCUUUCAGCUUCGCCGAGCGCGUCGGCGGCGGCCACGAAAUGGCUUGGCAGUGCGGACCGCUAAAGUUGUCCAUCUCCGACCACCCCUGGUUGGACUGCUGCCGGGACCUCCGCGAGUUGCUUCAGCCGGCGCGGCUCGCAGCCUUGGAGGCUCGUGAGGUGGCAUCGCAGAACGAGUCCUACGUCGAGUUUGCCACGGGGGAGCGCUUCGCCGCAGGCAUCGUGCUGGACUUGGUCAAGACCUCGCGCGUCAAGGCCUGGGGGCCUCACGCCCGGCGCAAGAAGUGUGAGGAGCUGGCGGCCGAGACUCGGCAAAGCCUGAAGUUCUCUGGUUCGAGAGAGGAGCAAGGUCAGUUCAACCUCAAACGCUGGCGCGACAUGUCCGUCUCCUUCGCGGAGAUCGUGCACAGAAUACAGUCGGUGAAGCCGACGCUCGCCCGCCUGGUAGCCAUGAUGGAUUUGCGAAGGCACCUUUUCAGGACGCUGUUCACAGCAGCCAUUGCAGCAGUCAUGAGCACCUGUGACAGCGUCAAGACGGUGCUGUCUGGUGCCGUGUUCACGCUGAUCAACGCCAGCGCUCAGCCGGCAGACUCGAGCAUCCUUAUUUCGGAGGUAGGUGAAGAGGAAGUGAAGAAAGACAGUCAGUACCUUCAUGUCAUCUGCUCCUGGACCUUUGGCUGUGGAUCUCGCACCUUGGCUUGCAACGAUGAUGCAACGCGACUGUCCUUGGCCAAGAGCUUGAUCUUGGGCCUGAUGUUGCUGGCAAUCCUGAAGGGCACCGUCAACGUGGUGUCCCAACACGUGGCCAAGGCCUUCAAGGACUCCUACCGCGUGCAGACUCGGACCGAGCUCUUCGACCACCUGCUCGCCCAGGAUUUGGAAGAGUUCGAGAAGCAGACCACCCGAGUAAUGGCACACAAAGCUUCGCCCGUGGUCAUGGACAGCAUGCCAAACAUGGUGACGAACAUGGUGCGCACCGUUACCGAGUUGUUGACGUUGCUUUGGUUGCAGUUUACGGCCUGGGCUGUCAAAGAGGCUUCUGAGUUGUCGCUCAUCUUCCUCUACUCGAUGCUGGGACUGAUUUCGCCGCUGAUGACCUUCAUGUAUGCCACCGCCGUCCCUGCAUUUCAAGUGGCAGCACAGGCCUACCUCAGCUGCCCGGCAGCAACGCAACAUGAUGCUGUCCUGUGCUGUCCUUACGCGCAAGCUUACCAGUCAGCCCUUCACCUCCGAAGCACGGCCUCAGGAAAGCAGGCCCAGGGCAGCCAGCGGCGCGAGCGGGGCCUCGAGAACGUGGCGAAUCGCGUUGUCGGAGAGGCCUGUGAGAUGAUCAAGGUGGACUCUUGCCUGAAUCAGUCGAAAAAACAGACAUAA